AUGCUCUACAAGAACAUCAGUGCCAACGAUGGUUCACGAAAUUUCGUGCUGGUGAUUUUGAUCUCAACGAUGCUGCUCAGUCAGGGAGGUCCCACGGAGAUUGAUGACGACAAAAUAAAGGCAUUGAUCGAGUCAACGUUACACGACACGAGAGAUUGCAGAAACAUUGAACAUCAUUCAAGCGUUCACGACUAUCUGAAGAAGCUGGAAUACGUAAGCAAGCUCGAUAUUUGGAUUCCUUAUGAACUCAAAGAAGUUCAUUUGAUGGCGCGUAUAAACAUCUGCAAUAUGCUCAUCAAACGUGAAGAAAACGAUUCUUUUUUGAAGCGACUGAUAUCUGGUGAGAAGUUGAUUGUUUACAACAAUGUGAUGCGCAAAUGGUCUUGA
Molecule: messenger RNA, 387 nt
Organism: Pogonomyrmex barbatus (red harvester ant)
Lineage: Eukaryota; Metazoa; Arthropoda; Insecta; Hymenoptera; Formicidae
Product: histone-lysine N-methyltransferase SETMAR-like
Source: RefSeq, a predicted model, not a curated record